AUGGAGAGAGUGAGAGCUGGUGAGCAAGAAGAAGAAAGCAAUAAUUUCAGGAUGUUCCAUAUCGAGAGCAUGAAGGAUCAAAACUCAUCUUCACGGCAAAUCAAGAAAUGGAACUCUGAUUAUGCCUUGAGACUUGAAGAUCCAGACAUUGAUGAUGAAACUGUUUUCAAGAAAACUGCAGCCUUGAGCUUCCUCCCAAUAUUACCGUCUCUGGUUAAGGACAAGACGCCUCAGACGUCUGAAGCAACCGACGAAGAGUUAGAGGAAGAAGCAGAAAAGGAACAAAUGAAAGAAAGGUUUGCAAAACUUCUUCUAGGAGAAGACAUGUCAGGAGGAGGCAAAGGUGUUUCAUCAGCAUUGGCAUUAUCAAACGCAAUCACAAAUCUUUCGGCUUCUGCGUUUGGAGAGCAACGGCGUUUAGAGCCCAUCUCUGAUGAUAGAAAAGAACGGUGGAGAAAAGAAAUCGGAUGGCUUAUCUCUGUUACUGAUCAUAUAGUUGAGUUCUCUCCAACACAACAAACAAACAAAGAUGGUUCUUCAAUAGAGGUGAUGACUACGAGACAGAGAAGAGAUCUUAUCUCCAACAUCCCUGCUCUUAAGAAACUCGAUCUGAUGCUCACUGAUUGUCUUGAUCGUUUUAAGGAUCAGGAUGAGUUUUAUUACAUCACAACCGAUUCUCCUGAGUCUUUAACUAGUAACUCGACCAGGAAUGAUGAUAAAUGGUGGCUUCCAACAGUGAAAGUUCCACCAGCAGGCUUAUCUGAAACGUCCAAAACGUUUCUACUGAGUCAGAAAGAGUGUGUGAGCCAAGUGCUUGAUUCAGCAAUGGCCAUAAACGCUGAAGUCUUGUCUCAAAUGGAGAUCCCUGAGAGCUACAUCGACUCGCUUCCUAAGAAAGGGAGAGCUAGUCUUGGAGACACAAUCUACAGAAUGUUAACUUUAGACAUGUUUGAUGCAGAGCAGUUCCUUCUUGAGAUGGAUUUAUCAUCUGAGCACAAGAUACUCGAACUAAAGAACAAAAUCGAAGCUUCGGUUGUGAUAUGGAAGAGAAAGAUAGUGCAGAAAGACAACAAGUCGUCGUCUCCAUUUAGUACCAAUCUGAGUAUGGAGAAGAGACAAUUACUAGAAGAAAGAGCAGGAACCAUCUUGUUUCUUCUCAAACAAGUUUUCCCAGUGAUCUCUCAAUCCACACUUGACAUCAGCAAGAUACAAUUCAACAAAGAUAUAGGGUUGGCUAUAGUGGAGAGUUAUUCAAGAGUUCUUGAAAGCUUGGCGCACACGGUACUUUCAAGAAUAGAAGAUGUUCUUGAAGCUGAUCAGGUAACACAGGACCCUGAUGUCGCGGUUUGUAAGAGAGAUAUAGUGAAGGAAACAGAGAGUCCUCGGAAGGAAGAAGAAAAGGACUUUUGUCUUUUGGAGGAGAGACCUAAAAAGAGCAAAUCGGCCAUUUCACUUUCACAGGUAAUGCAAUGGAACAUGGAAGACCAUGAGCAACCGAAGAAAGAAAAGAACGAAACACCAUUCAAAGAUUCAAGCAAGAAACUGUUGACCAGAGUGUCAAGCAUGAUCAACAAGAAGACUAGUUCUUAUCUUGAAUCUCUUGGAACAACAAAAAGUCCAAGAGUAGGGAGAUACUCUUGAGAAAAUAAUAUUUCUUUUGUUAACUAGGGAAAGAAUAACGUUUUUAAUGUAAGAAAAAAAGCAG
This is a messenger RNA of Raphanus sativus (radish), 1705 nucleotides long. RefSeq names its product rop guanine nucleotide exchange factor 13-like. The record is from RefSeq and is a predicted model, not a curated record. The transcript has 5 exons. NCBI's taxonomy places the organism in Eukaryota, Viridiplantae, Streptophyta, Magnoliopsida, Brassicales, Brassicaceae. Gene Ontology annotation, molecular function: guanyl-nucleotide exchange factor activity. The coding region runs from base 1 to 1641 and encodes 546 amino acids.